AUGAAUAGCAGUGCUCUAAAUAAAUCAAGAAGACAAUAAAGUUCCUAUGAUUCUAAUUAAUAAUUAAGAACUAUACUCUUAGCUUCAUUAUCUAAAUUACAGUAUUAUUAUAAACUUUUCAUUUAGUUCCUAAAUCACAGCAUAAACAGGAUUUAAUGAAUUGAGAUAAUUAAUUAGCUAAUUGCCAUUAAACUAAUUUGUCAUUUUUAUUAAUUUACUUGAUUCUAAUGAUCUCUCUAAAUAGGCAAAGAAGGAUUAUAUAAAAGUAUUCGGUCUCUUAGCUGAAUUAAGAGGUAAUGAUAUUGAAGAAUAAAUACCAAGAAUUGUUCAAAUUAUUAAUAAAAGAAUUUAAGAAGGUAUAAUCAUAUAUCCAAUUUAUAAUAGGAGAUUCUUCUUUCUAAUAAGUAAUCUCAGAUAUAUUUGCUAAUAUAAAUGAAUUUACUGUUUAGACUUCUCAAAAUAAAUAUGAUUUAUUCUACUAAAUCACUGAAUUAUUGUAAUCUAAUUUUGUGCAUCAUAAUAAAGUUGCUUAAUUAAUAAGUGGAGUUUCUUUAUCUAGAAUUAUUAAAACUAGUGAGUCUCGAUUAUUGAAAUUUGUAUGUAAAUAAUACACCCAAAGAACCUUAGAAAUUUUGAAGUAAAUCUAUUAUUUCUAUAUUUAAGAUCAUCGCAUUGUUAAACAUAACAAGGAUUAUUAGAAAGUCUUCUAAGUAUAAUCUUAAAUGUAGAAGAAAUCUUUGAACCUAAUUUAGAAGAUUGUUUAAAUACAAUUUGUAAUUGUUUAUAAUCAUCUGAAUGGAAUUCACGGUAUCAUUUUUGUUAUGAUUAGUAAAAUUGCAGUAGAUAUAUUGUAUACAUUAACAGUUAUUUUUCCACAUUAUUUUAGAGCUAACAACUAUUAUUAAAAUAAAAUUAGUUUAUUAAGAUUUGAUAAAAUUAAACAUGUGAGAGAUGCUGCUACUAUUGUUAUGUCUUAAUUGUAAGAUUCUCGAAUAUUAUCACAACCAUACUAAAAAGAAUAUAAAUCUGUAUUUAAACAAAAUGCAAAUAAAUGUUUUUUCGAAAAAAAGCCUGAUAUUUAAAUUGUUGAGAAUAAGCCAAGAGAUUUUAAUUUACUAAAUUAAUAAUAAGGUUUUAAAUAAGAAUAUCAUUUAAAAAGUGAAGUUUUUAUACCUAAAUAAAAUCAUCAAUAGUUUAGUAAUGAAAAAAAUAAAACACCCAAUUAAUUCUUUACAGAAUCCAAUUUCUUAUCAUCCCCUCAUUAAGGAUAAAUUUAUAUGUAGUCUCCUUAUAAGAUUAAUAGCUUUGAUUCAAGUUCUAAUAAGAAAAGAUUAAUCAAUUUAAGUUAAGAUAUUUAAACAUCCAAAUUAAUUAUAUCAUCUUCCACUCCUAAGAAAUCAUAACCAGAUUUAAUUAAAUUAUAUGAUUCUGCUAAAGCUAAACAAUACACUUUUUAUGAUAAACUAAUUACUAAUAGAAUUUAAGAAUCUGAAUUAAUAACUAAAUAAGAAUUUUCUAAUAUUAAUUAAAGAAUUGAUAAAAUAGAAUUAUUAUUAGAUAAGAUGAAUGAUACAAUUAAUAAGAAAUUAUAACAAUAAGAAUAUUAAUAAUAUGAUUCCUAGAAAUAGAAGGUACAACCUAUUGUUAUUUAUGAAGAUUAAAUGAUUCCAUGUUUACUUCAUUAAGAAAUUAAAUAAAAAGAAGAACUUGUUUAUGAUUCAUUAGAUGAUGUGGAUUCUUAAAAAUAAUAAAAUAAUUAAAAAAUGAAAGAUUUAUUUAUUUUUAGAUAAAAAUGUGAAUUAAAUACUGAAUCUAAAUUAGGUGAAUCAAAUUUAGAAUUAAAUUCAAGAAAAAUGAGUGAAGCUGAAGUUAAAGAGAGAGAAAUUAAUUAAAAAUCUAUGUCUGAAGCUUCACCUUUAAAAAAUAGAGAUUAAUCAAUUUUAACUAAUGAUAGCAAAUAGACAAAAGAAUAGAAUUCUCCAUUGAUUUAAUAGAGAGAUCCUAAAAUUUUAGAAUAAUAAAAGAUAAUGUAAAAAGUAGAGGAACAAUUGAAAGUAAAUUUAUUUUAUAAAUUUUAGAAAGAUAAUAUCAAUUAAGCUUAUUGUAAGGCUAUAAAUUCUUUAGAUGAUCAAAUUAUUAUAUCAACAAUGAUGAAAACAGGCCCUUGCACAGAAAAACUUGAUUCUACUCAAGUGGAAUUUUUAUUACAUAAAUUAAGAAGUUUGGAUUGGAUUGAAAAUGCUCUUUAACAUCAUUUAGCUAGAAUGCCAGCUAUUCUUUUAAAAUCGAUAUCAAUAUAAUUAAAUAAUACCAAAUCAACUGAUUAAGUUUAAAGAAUUCAAGAUUUAGUUGAAAAAAAAUAUAUUUUAACAUAAAAAUGA
Paramecium sonneborni is the source of this 2381-nucleotide messenger RNA. NCBI's taxonomy places the organism in Eukaryota, Ciliophora, Oligohymenophorea, Peniculida, Parameciidae. The record is from the annotation of a GenBank genome assembly.